Molecule: messenger RNA, 5852 nt
Organism: Peromyscus leucopus (white-footed mouse)
Lineage: Eukaryota; Metazoa; Chordata; Mammalia; Rodentia; Cricetidae
Gene: Glis2
Product: GLIS family zinc finger 2
Exons: 7
Coding region: 2448-4013 (521 amino acids)
Biological process (GO): regulation of transcription by RNA polymerase II; smoothened signaling pathway
Cellular component (GO): nucleus
Molecular function (GO): RNA polymerase II cis-regulatory region sequence-specific DNA binding; DNA-binding transcription factor activity, RNA polymerase II-specific
Source: RefSeq, a predicted model, not a curated record
CCUGCUGGCUUUUUCUGCUUCAGCUCUGGGUGACCUUGGGAGACUCACUGUGUGGGUCACCCUCAGCCCGGGGCAGAAAUGGGAACCCUUAGGGCUUGUGACUAGCCCCAGUUACCAGCAUCUUCCAUGGGGCAGGCACCGGGCCAAGGCUAGUCCUAUAGGAUGUCCUGGGAUCAUUAUUGUAGUGCUUGAGUACCAAUGAGGAAACUGUCGUCCGGAGGCUUGGAGAGUGACAGUGACCUGUGGGAGGCCACACAGCCAGAGGAGGCUACGGCCAGGAAGUUUGAUGCAAGCUUUGCUCUGGGAACUUGCCGUAGCCAAGUUCUCUACAAACCGAGUGCUCGGCUGCUGCUCAGCCAGUCCCCAGUGCCCUCUAGCGAGAAGUGUUUUGAUCUGGACUGGCUGUCUGGGGACAUUUGAGUUUCUACUGAGGUGGUAUAUGCAGGCUAGGUGCCCCUCUUGGACUGGCAUGGGGCUAUACCUAAUCAUGGGUUUCCAAGGAAGGCACACCCCAAACCCUUCUAGGACGUGCCUCUGGCCACUGCACCCUCCAUCCAGGGCCACUUAGUGCUCAGUCAGGCUCCACAGGGAGGGCUCCCUGCUGGUGGGUGCUCCCCCAACUCUGUGGUCACUGCACAGGACAGUAGAGGGCCAAGGUUCUUCCAAGGGGUACAGGCCAGCCAAAGUUCUGGUCUGGAAUGAGAUUUUAAUGUUUGUGGGUACACAGGGAGGGCCAGUCCCUCCUCAGGGUUGUCCUUAUAGACUAGGGACUUCAGUGGUGACACUUAGAAUGAGUUUUACUACGUGCUUACUGUGUGUCUAACUCUGUUCUGUGUGUUGAAUAUUACAUCCCACCUUAGGAAAGAGGAGAGGGGGGUCAGGGGACAUGGCAGGAAGCAGCCGAGCAGACCAUGUUGUCUGACCCGUGUUUGGAACCCUGCCUGCUGCCUGGUUGGGAAGGGGGCCCCCGAGAGGUCCUGUUCCUUCCAGCCUCCCUCACUGGGCGGCCAAGGCGGGUGGAGCUCUUGGCCAGGGCACGGCGCACAGCCGAUUCCCAGGAAUGUGGGGUUGUGGGCAGUUUGCUUUGGCAGCGUUUCUGCUUCAGCUCUCCCAGCCUUCUGGUGGCCCCCGACCCUGUCACCCCUCUAGUGCCCACCCAGCCUGCCUGCUGCCUUUCCUGGUUCUGCCCCUAGCUCCGUAAGCCCUCGGGAUGAGGAGGUGGUGACCAACCUAAGCAGCCCUGUGACCAGGGCAGGCCACCUUCCUGAGCCUCCGUUUCUGCAUCUGGAAAGUGGCAUGAAGUAUCACCUGCUGUAACUGAUGCUGGCAUGUUGGACUGUCAGCCACUGGCUAGGGCAGUCACGGUGACAGGCACCAUGGCUUUGGUCUUGGUCUUGCCACCCAUGAUUGCAGCCUGGGGUAGGAACUUCCCCCAGCCUUCAGAUUCCAGUCUGUAAGACCAGAGUGCUAAAGUGAUGGUCCAGGUUACCAGAUUUGGAGACACACAUCAGGGACAAGUUGGUUUUAACUUUUGUUCAGUGAGACCGUGACGUGUGUGAGUGUCUGUGUGUGAGUCCAGGCUGACCUUAGCCUUGAAUUACUGAUCUAAUUGUCUCCAUCUCUCAAGUGCUGGUAUUAUAGGCAUGUGCCACCAUCACUGACUACAUGGAGAGGUGCAUCUUGGGCCCUUGUCUGUAAGUUCUAGGCUGGGUUUGCUGUAGCUCACCAAAUGGACAGUUUCAAGACUACUCCUGGCGAAUGGGGUGUUCUUCAUCACAUUAGCUACACUGCUGUGGGGUAGAUGGGCAAGGAUACAGUCCCCACCUUGCUUGGGUCCUUGUACUUAAACGUUUGCCAGGGACCGAGGGACGACCUCGCAUAGGUAGGCCUCCCUUUCUAACCCCUCCAGACUCAAGGCUAACCAAAUACCCUCCCUGAGGCAGGGAAGGAAGGACGUCAUCCUGAGCAGGGUCCUGGUCCUCUUCUAUUAGCUUGGUGACUUUGAAGCUCGGUUUCCCCAAGAGGGAGGGGUGGUGGCAGAUAGGUCUGUAGGGGGCCGGGUGCCCUGCAGGAGCUGCAGCUGGGGGCUGUCUGCACAGGGUCUGCGGCAGGCGCACAAUGGCAGUCAUUGUCUUGGCAUGGCUGGCCGGGGGGCGGGGGUGCCCAGCCCACCCUCAGGGUGACCCCCGCCCCGGGUUGUGGGAGGGCUGUCCCCACCUCUGCCGCCCUGGUGGUCCCUGCUCAGCCAGCCCCUCUUGCACUUCCUCCCUUACCGCCGCUCCCUCCAGCUCCCUCUGUUCUAAUUAGUUCCUUUUGCAGCUGGAGGAGCCUCGUGGGGCCUGGGCCAUGCGACCACACGACCACCUCCAUGUGGGCCCCCUUCUCGGGCCCAUGCAGGUUCCUGCCUGAAGACCAGCUGGGUACCCUCUUUGACCUUCCCCAUCACCAUGCACUCCUUGGACGAGCCGCUUGACCUAAAGCUGAGCAUCACCAAGCUCCGGGCGGCGAGAGAGAAGCGGGAAAGGACACUGGGUGUGGUCCGACAUCACCCUUUGCAUAGGGAGUUGGGUCUGGUGGAUGAUAGCCCCACACCUGGCUCCCCAGGCUCCCCCCCACCAGGUUUCCUGCUGAACCCCAAGUUCCCUGAGAAGGUGGAUGGACGCUUUUCCACAGCUCCCCUGGGGGACCUCAGCUUGUCACCACCAUCUGGACUGGACUCCCCAAAUGGCAGCAGCUCCCUGUCCCCUGAGCGCCAGGGCAAUGGGGACCUGCCUCCACUGCCGACUGCUGUGGAUUUCCAGACACUUCGCUAUUUGGAUGGUGUCCCCAGCUCCUUCCAGUUCUUCUUGCCCCUGGGCUCUGGGGGAGCUCUGCACCUACCUGCUUCCUCCUUCCUCACACCCCCCAAGGACAAGUGCCUGUCACCGGAGCUGCCCCUGGCCAAGCAGCUGGUGUGUCGAUGGGCCAAGUGUAACCAGCUCUUUGAGCUCCUCCAAGACCUGGUUGACCAUGUCAAUGACCAUCAUGUCAAGCCGGAACAGGAUGCUCGGUACUGCUGCCAUUGGGAGGGCUGUGCCCGCCACGGCCGUGGCUUCAAUGCCAGGUACAAGAUGCUCAUCCACAUCCGGACUCACACCAAUGAGAAGCCACACCGAUGCCCCACCUGCAACAAGAGCUUCUCCCGCCUGGAGAACCUGAAGAUCCACAACCGCUCCCACACAGGUGAGAAGCCCUACGUCUGCCCCUAUGAGGGCUGCAACAAGCGUUACUCCAACUCGAGUGACCGAUUCAAGCACACCCGUACCCACUACGUAGACAAGCCCUACUACUGCAAGAUGCCUGGCUGCCACAAGCGCUACACCGACCCCAGCUCACUGCGCAAGCACAUCAAAGCCCACGGUCACUUUGUGUCUCAUGAACAGCAGGAGCUCCUGCAGCUACGCCCACCCCCGAAACCACCAUUGCCCACUCCCGACAGUGGCUCCUAUGUCAGUGGGGCUCAGAUCAUCAUCCCAAACCCUGCUGCCCUUUUUGGAGGCCCCAGUCUGCCAGGCCUGCCCUUACCCCUGGCUCCUGGCCCCCUUGACCUCAGUGCUCUGGCCUGUGGCAGUGGUGGAGGUGGAGGUGGGGGCAUGGGCCCUGGGCUGCCAGGCUCUGUUCUACCCCUCAAUCUGGCCAAGAACCCACUGUUGCCCUCACCCUUUGGGGCUAGUGGACUAGGCCUGCCUGUGGUCUCUCUCCUGGGUGGUUCUGCUGGUAGCAAGGCUGAGGGGGAGAAAGGUCGUGGGUCAGUGCCUGCCAGGGUCCUGGGCCUGGAGGACCACAAGACUCCCCUGGAGAGGACGGAGCGCAGCCGCUCCCGGCCAAGCCCUGAUGGACUCCCCUUGCUCCCGGGCACUGUACUGGACCUGUCCACGGGCAACUCGGCAGCCAGCAGUCCAGAGGCGCUAACUCCUGGCUGGGUGGUCAUCCCACCAGGGUCUGUGCUGCUCAAACCAGCUGUGGUAAACUGAACCUGGGUUACCCACCUACCAGCUGUGACAGGCCAGCUACCUACUGUGGGCUCAUCCCCUGACGAACAGAAACUCUUCUGCGAAAUAGCAAUAAUAUCCUGCUGCUCCAGGGGCCCAAGUGUCUGCUUCCUGGGAGGCUGCAGCCCCAGACAAGCUGGGUAGCAAGGAUGGUGCUAGAAGGUCUUUGGUGGCUUCCUGGCUCCAGAGUGGACUUGGCUUGGACCUGCUGUCCAAGGAGGCCAUGCUCUUGGGUGCUAAGGCCUCACUCACCUCCACUUCCCCGGCCCGUAGCUUGGGUGAGGCCUUCCUCUGCCUGUCCUCCAAGGACUCAGUUCUGCCUCUUGCUCUGGUGCAUUCCUCUCCACAGCAGUCUGGGCGGGUUGACACUCCUCCCUACCUUACCUGCUUGUCAGCUGGGGAGCCCCUGCCUGGGAACUCCUUAGACCCCUGUCCCUCUGGCCCACCCCUGGAGGGAGAGCAAGACAGACACAGGCCCUGGCCAAGGCGCAGGAGAAAGCCGCCUUUCCCUGUCUACUGCUAUGACAAGGUGCUUCCCUGCUUGCUUAGCAGAGAAGCCUGCUGUCAGUGCCCCUCUGCCCGAGUCAGCACCGCCAGAGGGCUGGCAACGCUUUCUAAAGAGGAGGGGUGGCUGAGCACCGCUUUCCCUUGGGAGUGUGCAAGCAGGUUCAAAGGAUCAUUGUACUGGUCCGGUCCAGCUUGGCUUGGCCUGGCACUGUUACCCUGCAGAAGUCUGCAAAGUGUCAGUGUAUACCAGGUGGGCUCCAGGUUUGGGGGUUACGAGGUCAUGGAAUGCAGGGAAGGACUGACUCAUCAGAAAGGAGCUUUCUAGAAACCACUGAAGCCCCUGGGUGUGAGGGAGGCUAGGCAGCCAAGCACAGCAUUUGGAGGACCAACCGUCUGCUUGGGAAAAGCUGGCUAGAGAAUGGCCUGGACACGUGACAAGGUUGUUUCCUCUGACUUUCCAGUUGAAUCCUUUCCUUGGUUGGUGGUGCCUCUCUGGCCCACAGGCUCUCCCCGAGCCAGCUCCCCCAGGGCCUGCACUCCUCAGAAUAAGGUCAGCACUUAUGUAGGGCUAGACUAAGCCAAGGACAUUGGAGGACUGUGCUCCACAGCUUCAGAAGGCUAGGUGUGCCAGCUCCGGCCUCUUGCUGUCCUCUGUCCUCGGCUGCAGAGUGACUAAGCCCCUCACCUCCCCAUCCUUAGAACAAAAGCUGCUGGGAUGGUAGGGGGUCCUUAGCAGCUCUGCUUCUUCUGAGCAGCUCUGCCUACUCUCCUUUUUCCCCAGACUGCCCUUCUGUUUCAGAAGGGUCACCCUGACCUGACCUGCCCAACUGCUGGGCUUAGGACCCCAGCCCUGAUAGGGCUCGGCUGUGCUGGCUCUACCCCUUGAAGGGGCUGUGAGCAAGUUAAGGAGCUGGUCUCCUGUCUUCGGGUCUACCCAUAAUCCAAGUAACCUCCUGGCUCGUUAGGGCCCUAGGCCUUAAGUCCCUGGCUGGGGGAUUGGGUUUCAGACUCGAGCCGCAGAGCAGAGCACGGGCACUGGAAGGCGACAUUAGCUCAGCAUGUGAUUCCGUGAUAGACCAGGCUUGGAAGGGCCAGUGUACUUGUCAGUCCGUCGUCUCGCACAUCCCAGACAUCAGUAUUUUAACAGGUUCUAAGUGCCUUUCUAUUGUAGCUUGUGUUUUUCCUCCUUUUGGCUCCAUUGCUGUUAGCAUAGAGUUAAAACAAAACAAAAAGAUAAGCUAAUGACUAUAACAAUAUAUUCCUCCAUGUGAGAGGAAGUUUAUAAAGAAACAAUAAAAGUGAGUUGCAAAGAUG